Molecule: messenger RNA, 1245 nt
Organism: Sphenostylis stenocarpa
Lineage: Eukaryota; Viridiplantae; Streptophyta; Magnoliopsida; Fabales; Fabaceae
Source: the annotation of a GenBank genome assembly
AUGUCGAGUGGCGGAAACCUUGGUUGCGUGUUGGUGUCGGUCGAUGGAAGCGAGGAAAGCAUGAAGGCGUUGCGUUGGGCUCUCAACAACCUCAAGCUCCGAUCCCCUACUCCCGACUCCACCGAGGCUCCUUCUUCUUUCAUCAUCUUCCACGUCCAAUCGCCGCCCUCCAUCGCCGCUGGCCUUAAUCCCGGUGCCAUCCCCUUCGGUGGCCCCAGUGAAAUCGAAGUUCCUGCUUUCACUGCAGCCAUUGAAGCGCACCAGCAGCGCAUCACCCGCGCCGUACUCGACCACGCCCUCCAAAUUUGCUCCCAAUUCAACCUCAGCAGUAAGGUCAGAACUCAUGUGGUAGUUGGAGAUCCAAAGGAGAAGAUUUGUGAAGCUGUGCAGGAUUUGCAUGCUGAUGUUCUUGUGAUGGGAUCUCGUGCAUUUGGCCCCAUUAAGAGGAUGUUCCUGGGGAAGGAACUGAUGCACUUCUACUAUGCUAUCACAACACUUGAUCACUUUAGGGUUUGGUUAGGAAAUGUAAGUCUGUCUGCCAUGGCAAAUUCUAGUCCAGGCACCACUGAUAUGAACGGUGGAAAACUUGGAUAUCUGAAUGGGGAAGUGAUUGCCCCAGCCGUCAAUGAUCCAAAAUACCGGCAGGGGCAUUCUGAAAACUCAGUGGUUACUGCAUGGCUAAUCAAUUCUAUGUACCAAGUUAUUGAUUUAUCCCCGGGGAAGAUGAUCGGGGGUGUUAAGCAAGACCAUGAUUUGAUUGGUAUAAAUACAAGUCUUAUUGGUGUCAAUUCAAUAAGAGAAUAUUUUUCUACAGCUAUUAUAGUUGAGCUUUGUUGCUUAUGUCUUGUUGUUGUGCCUAUGCUAGCUAGAUCCUGCUACAAGUACGUGUUAUCACUUUCUGUGGACAAUGCUGCUGUGCGUGUGAAAUUCUUGCAGUUAAGAGUGCUUUACAACUGUGCUGUUACAACUUGUUGUCCCCAAUGUUUGACAGAGAUAUUUGACUCCAGAAGGUUUGCAUUCGUUUUGAAUUUAUACAACGUCGUACAUAAAUAUUGCAUUACUAUUGGUCCUUUGUCAGAGUCAGUUCUAGUUGUGAUAUACCACAAACUGGCCAUUCAUCAUGUACAGAUUUUCAAAUUGAGGGUGCAGCUUGUGUUGGCUGCAACCUGCGUGUCUUUCUCUUGCAUUAUCAAUACAUUGUCAAGCUUGAUAAACAUUUAUAUGAUUUAUGACAGAAAUCUAUAG